This is a messenger RNA of Zootoca vivipara (common lizard), 11218 nucleotides long. It is a transcript of the gene NR3C2, whose product is annotated as nuclear receptor subfamily 3 group C member 2. The record is from RefSeq and is a predicted model, not a curated record. NCBI's taxonomy places the organism in Eukaryota, Metazoa, Chordata, Lepidosauria, Squamata, Lacertidae. Gene Ontology annotation, molecular function: sequence-specific DNA binding; DNA-binding transcription factor activity; zinc ion binding. Gene Ontology annotation, biological process: regulation of DNA-templated transcription.
CAGCAGCUCCAGGAACCAGCAGCAGCAGCAGCCCGCUGGGUGACUGCGAGAGACGGAACGAGGCGGAAAAACAGACCGGGAAGCAAAAGCGGCGAGAAGGAAGGAGGAAGGAAGGGAGGCGUGAGGGGGGGAAGCGGCGGCAGCGGCAGCAGCAGCGGGAGAAGGUGAAGAGGAAAGGACGCGCGCGCAGAGAAGAGGCGGCCGGGGGGGGGGGGUGAGAAGAGCGGAGGGCGCGCGCAGUGGGAGAGGGGGAAAAACCCCCCAAAAGUUUACACCCUCCGAAGCUGCUCUCUGGUCUCCCACCCACCGCUUCUCUCGGCGGCGCUGCUGGCGCGGAUGGCAGUUUCACCUGGAAUGACAGAAGUUUAAAUUUUAUUUUAUUUUAUUUUUGGUGACCAUUCUCCACGGCGUCUGUCUUCUCUUAAAAAAAACCAAAAAACACACAAUAAUAAUUAAAUAAAAGAAUAAAACCUGCCGGAUCCGACGCUCCCUUCCCUUUCUACCCCCCCCCCACGCCCUCCAGCAACGGUCGGCGAUGUGACAGCCAGGGGGCAAAGCUUUUUCGCCAGCCUUGCCUUGCGGAGAGAGCUGUCAGCGAGGAGGCUGAGCCGAGCGGACUUCUAGCUGUCGCGGCCCCGGCGCCCCCUCCAAAGAGGCUGGAAGUACGGCGGCUCCCCCCCCCCCCCACGCUGACGGGUCUUGCGUGUGAGAGCGUUGCAACCUCCUUCUCAGUCUCUCGCAACCUUCCCCCCCGCUCCCUGCUUCCAGGAUUUAACCCCAAAUCUCCUCUGGAUCCACCUUCUUCCGUGGCCAUUCGUUCCCCAUUGGCUGCGGUCAGCGCUUCUGGAUCGGACUCGCAGAAGUGCAGGGUCUUGCCUCCUCCGGCCAUUGCACGUCGCGGGGGGUGACGGAAAAAUGAAGGGGGGAGUUGAAUGAAGUGAUGCACAUUUGAUAGAUACAUGCCAUGAUUUGCUACACGUGGCUUCAUUUAUGGAGACCAAAGGCUAUCGCAAUUAUCCCAAAAGCCUAGAUAUGGAGAGACGCUGGAGUCAAGGCUCCCAGUCGAUGGAGUAUACUUCUGCAGGAGCAGAAGAGCGGUCCGAAGAGAGUAAUAACUAUAUGGAGAUAGUAAACGUGAGCUGUGCUUCUGGUGCUUUUCCAAACAGCAGUGCUCAAGGAAGCAACAAAGAAAAACCUGAACUACUUUCUUGCCUUCAGCAAGACCAUAAUCACCCUGGCAUUUCAACCUCUGACAUAAAAACUGAGUCAGACUCAAAGGAACUUUCUGCAACUGUAGCUGAAUCAAUGGGUUUGUACAUGGAUUCUGUAAGAGAUGCUGAUUUUACCUACGACCAGCAGAGUCAACAAGGCAACAUAAAUCCUGGAAAGAUGUAUCAGAAUGUGGAACAGCUGGUAAAGCUAUACAAAGAGAAUGGUCACCACACAUCUCCCUUGAACACCCCAAGCAGAUCCCUGAGACCUCUAAUAUUGGAGUGUGCAAGCUCUAUGAAUGGUGGUAUCAUGCCAGGCACUGUCAAAAGCCCAAGAGUAUGUCGAGAGAAGAGUCCUCCUGACUGUAGUCCUCAGAACAUGACGACUUCAGUGUGCAGCCCUCCUGGAAUUAAUUCUGUAUCGUCAUCUACACCUAACAACUUUGAAAAUUUCACAGUAAAUAGCCCGGUCAACCAAGGAACUCCUUUGUCAUGUUCACCCAACAUUGAAAACCGAGGCUCAAUGCUGCACAGUCCUGCACAUGCUAGCAACGUGGGAUCUCCUCUUUCUAGUCCUAUAAGUAGCAUGAAAUCACCCAUUUCAAGCCCUCCUAGUCACUGUAGUGUGAAAUCUCCAGUUUCAAGUCCUAAUAAUAUCACCAUGAGAUCCUCAGUAUCCAGUCCUGCAAAUAUAAACUCAAGGUGCUCUAUUGCCAGCCCUUCCAAUGCCAAUAAUAGGUCCACACUUUCUAGUCCAGCUGUUAGUACUGUGGGAUCCUCUAUGUGUAGUCCAGUAAAUGGUUCACUAGCCUUUCCUGCAUCGAGCACACCUGUUGGACCUGGCACAGGCCAAGACAUCGUUCCUAGUCCAGAUGCAAAAGACAAUAAAGGUGCUCUAGCAGUCAUAUUUCCUAAAAUAGAGGAAAUGGAAGAUGCCAUCCCUAAUAGUGAAGUAGCUAAUCAAAUGACUCUUGUUCAGCGUAUAAAACCUGAACCCGAAGGGGUAUUCAGUAGCUCAUGUCUUGGAGAAAAUAGCAAAGUCAGUUCUGAUUCUCCAUUUUCAGUAUCAAUAAAGCAAGAAUCAGCUAAGCAUUCUUGCUCUGGUGCUUCUUUUAAAGGGAAUCAAACUGUAAAUCCAUUUCCAUUUAUGGAUGGGCCCUAUUUUUCAUUCAUGGAUGAUAAAGACUUCUAUUCUCUUUCUGGGAUUUUAGGACCACCUAAUUCAUUUGAUGGCACAUGUGAAAGUAGUGGGUUUCUAAAUCCAGGCCUAGCUGUAGGAAUUAAACAGGAGCCUGACGAGAGCAGCUAUUAUCAAGAGAACACUCUGCCACCCUCUGCCAUUGUUGGUGUGAAUUCAAGUGGACAGUCAUUUCACUAUAGGAUUGGAGCGCAAGGCAAAAUAUCUGUACACCGACCUGUUGGCAGAGAGCAGUCUUUUCAGCAUAUGAACUCGUUUCCUCCAGUAAGUACUCUUGUGGAGCCAUGGAAAUCACAUUCUGAACUGUCUGCCAGAAGAAAUGAUGGGUAUCCAGUCCUAGAAUACAUUCCAGAAAAUGUGUCAAGCUCCUCAUUGAGAAGUGUAUCGUCUGGAUCCUCAAGACCUUCCAAAGUCUGUUUGGUGUGUGGAGAUGAGGCAUCUGGCUGCCAUUAUGGAGUAGUUACCUGUGGCAGCUGUAAAGUCUUUUUCAAAAGAGCCGUGGAAGGUAAAUCCUCAUGGCAACACAAUUAUUUAUGUGCUGGACGGAAUGACUGUAUAAUUGAUAAGAUUCGAAGAAAAAACUGUCCAGCUUGCCGAUUACAGAAAUGUCUUCAAGCUGGAAUGAAUUUGGGAGCUCGUAAGUCAAAGAAGUUGGGCAAAUUAAAAGGGAUCCAUGAUGAACCGCAGCAACAGCAACAGCAACAGCCUCCACCCCAAAGUCCAGAAGAAGGAACAACGUAUAUCGCUCCAGCAAAAGAACCUUCUGUAAACACAGCACUUGUUCCUCACUUAUCUGCAGUUUCACCGGCACUUACUCCCUCGCCCGCUAUGGUCCUUGAGAACAUUGAACCUGAAAUUGUAUAUGCUGGGUAUGACGGCUCCAAGCCAGAUACAGCAGAACACCUGCUCUCCACUUUAAACCGUCUUGCUGGCAAGCAGAUGAUCCAGGUGGUAAAGUGGGCAAAGAUACUUCCAGGUUUUAGAAGCUUGCCUCUUGAGGACCAAAUUACUCUAAUCCAAUAUUCUUGGAUGUGUCUAUCGUCAUUUGCCUUGAGCUGGAGAUCAUACAGGCAUACAAAUAGCCAGUUCCUCUAUUUUGCUCCUGAUUUAGUCUUUAAUGAAGAGAGAAUGCGCCAGUCUGCAAUGUUUGAGUUGUGCCAGGGGAUGCACCAGAUCAGCCUUCAGUUUGUUCGCUUGCAACUUAGCUUUGAAGAAUAUACCAUAAUGAAAGUUUUGCUGCUAUUAAGCACAGUUCCCAAGGAUGGCCUCAAGAGUCAAGCUGCAUUUGAAGAAAUGAGGGCAAAUUAUAUUAAAGAGCUGAGGAAGAUGGUAAUCAAACAUCCAAACAGUUCUGGGCAAAGUUGGCAGCGGUUUUACCAACUGACAAAGCUCCUGGACUCCAUUCAUGAUCUUGUUAGCGAUUUGUUGGAAUUCUGUUUCUACACCUUCCGAGAGUCUCAAGCUCUGAAAGUGGAGUUUCCAGCCAUGCUGGUAGAAAUCAUCAGUGACCAGUUGCCCAAGGUGGAAUCUGGGAAUGCCAAGCCCCUCUACUUCCACAGGAAGUGACAGAAAAUGUCUUAAUGGAAGAAAAAAAACUUUGCCUUAAGUUUCCCUGUGCUAUUCCACACCCAUGAAGGACCCAAGAAGCCAACAUUUAAAACAUGCUAUACAAAAUUGUUCAAUGGUCUCUAAAUAGUCUGAAAACCAUAGCCAGGGUUUGGAGGAUGGAAAGCAGCUUACGUGAACUAGACGAGCAAAGUCGUCAAAAUGCAUCUCCCCCCAAUAACCCAACAUUUAGGAGAAAAAAAUGUUCCUGUUCCUCUGGAUGAAAAGCCAUAUCUAGUCAAAUAACUCUUUGAUUUUGAUAUUUUAAGAGAUGAACAUUUUAAAUAUGCCAUGUAGUUUCCGGUAUUGUUUGCUUGUUUUAAAAGGGUUCAAGGACUAAUAUGAACUUUUGAAAAGCUUACUGUUGGUUUGCACAUAAAGUCAAUAUGGGGCAUUAAUAAUUGUACUACACACAAACACACACACACACACACACAAAAUCCCUGGAUGUGUAAAAUAAAUAAUGGAGCAUUUGGUGUGGAAUAAUCUUGGUAUAUUAACCUGCGGCAUUUGUUAUCCCAUAUUAUCCAUCACAGAUGAUCUACACUGUGUUAAGUGUUCAUUUAUUAUUUAACUUGAAAGGAUAAGAUGUUAAAACAAAUGCCUCAGUUUCGAUUUCUAGUAUCUAUUGUGCUGGCUUUACCAAUAAUUUUUCGCAGUCUUUUGCUGUAUUGUACAUUGCUGUAUGUAUAAAUUGAAGGACCUGGGGAAAAAAUGGUAUAAGGAACUUUUGUAAAUGAGACCUAAAAAUCUUUAAUGGUUAAUAGGAUGAAUGGGAAAGUAUUUUUGGAAGAAUUCUAUUUUGCUGGAGACUAUUUAAUUACUCUUUUUGUCUAAACACAAGGUAAUUUUUUUUGUAAAGUGAAUUGUUCUGCAUGCAUAAUGAACCGUUUACAGUGUAUUUCAGAAAGGGAAAGCUGUGCCUUUUUAGCAUCGUAUCUAAUUUACCAUCUGACAGUGUCUGCUGUAAAUAACCACCCAUAGCCAUUUUCAGUUGCACUUCCUUUUUGUCCAUUUUCAUCCAUAGUAUCUGUCUGCUUUUACAUGACUCUAGCACACAAGAGUUCUGCUCCAUGCCUCUAGCUAGCUGUGUUUGCAGCUUUCUGCACAUUUCACAUCUACCAAGAUAGACUCCAAAGGGCACAACCCACUAAGAAAUUGUCUCGCUGAUGUGAAUGAAGAUGUGGAAGCAUACAGUACUUCAUACAUUUCAGUACAGCUUCCUGAGGACAGUAUCCUAUUGGGUUGUGCCUACAGUCUUCUCAAAGGCUCGUCAGUCCUGGGACAAGGUGAGAUUCUGCCUGCCAAUCUGUUUUAUUCCAAGGCUGCAAUCCCACACACAGCUAGGCUGAAAUCCUAUACACACUUAUCUGCACUCCUUGAUUUCAGUGGGACAGUUUGGGUGUCUAAUAUUGUGGCUAAAAGGGAGAGCUAAAUAAUAAUAGUGGGGUUGGUUUGUUGUUGUUUUGCUUCUCCUUUUCAAUCUGGAAUGUACAUAAACUACAAAAAAUGGAGCUAAAAAUGUGAGAAAAUAAAUUUCAACACACAUACUAGAUAAAAUUUUGGAAUGAUAUAAUUAUGUGAAAGAAGAUACACUAUUGACAAAUUUGGACUAGAUCAUAAACCUACUUAUUUGGAAUUAUGUGCUACUGACUUAGUACAAAUUAUUUCCUUGUAACUAUGUUUAGAAUUACUGCUCAACUAGUUAGUAACUUAAUAUUAAUACCAUAACACUUUUACAAAUCAGUGCUAAAACAUAGCUAACAACAUUAGGCAUGAGCCUUUAAUCUGGAUUUCUCUCAAGACUUACUUUAUGAACUGAGAUGAUGAAAAAUGUAUCUUUCUUGGAGUGAUCAACCUUAUACAUUUUAUAAAUAAUUUAAACAUUGGAGGCUGCAUUAUAGCAACAUUUCCUAUGACCAUUGAUAUUAAAUACAAAUGUAAAGAGAAUAAUUGUCAGAGUUAUACUUCUGGUAAACUUGUGUCUAGGUAAAGUUUGUGAAAAUUAAAGAAAUCUUAAAGUCUGGGAUUCAAAGACCUCCAGUAGGCAUUGCCCGGUGGGAUUUUCCCUCCCCCAGUUGAACAACAGAUUCCACUGAUGUAUCAUAAGCUGCUUUUGAAAGUGCCCUCAGUUUCAAAGUGGUUUUCUAUGUGGCAUAGAGAGAAGAAAAAGAAGCCCAAGGUUUCCUUACAAAGUCUCUUUGUAUCCUGCCCGCAAACUCUCAAUAAUCAAGUGUGCAUUAGAUUCAGAAAUUUGAAUGUUUGCAUCUCAUAAACAGGAUGCAAACAUUACUACUACUAUUUUUAAGUCACAUGUCUCAUUGAAUGGGAAAUCUGUUAAGGUACGCUCAGAAAGAGUCAAUUUACACAUGCAUAUAUUAUUUGCAGUUUUAGAAAUCUAAUUCAUAAAUCAGCUCCUUUGAUCUGCACAGCAAUAUGAAAGCUGCUCUUCUAAAGUGAUAAAAAUACACCGCAUGCAGACUGGUUGUUUAUAUUGAAGUGGUCACAAAUCUCCCUUUCAUUUACUGUUUUUUUAAAACCAUACUGAAAUUGGAAUUUCAAAUUAUUCAGGUUUGUGGUAAACGCAGUAUGGUGCUGCAUUUUUUUAUUAAACAAAGUUACUGAAUCUUUUUUUAUCACGAAGUAACUUUGCCUAAUUAAAAUAUUAAAGCCAUAUUCUUUUUUUAAAAAAAUCCACUGUUAGAUGUCUGUCCCAAUUCACGUUGUUGUCUGAUUGCUAUUAUUUUUUGUACCUUAUUGCAUAUAAUCUUGGUUUGGUACAAUUCAUAAUUCACAGAAAUGUCAUAAGUAAAACACUACAUUAGUUUUAAAAACAGUUUAUAUCUUUAUGCAAAAUAUAUGUCUGUCUUUGCAAACAAUUGUAAGCAGAUUAUAAUAAAUCCUUUACUUUAAUCACCUGUUUAUGAAACCACUGAUUAUUGCUUAGAAAUAAUAAAAAUGAAAAAUGAAAAAAGGAAGGAAUCAGGAGUACAUUGUACUUUAGAAUGAAACAGGCAUCUGUCUCCUGCAAAAUAAGAUAAAAGUUAACUUCAAAAUGUCAAAAUGAUAAAUUGUGUUGAUCGAGUGUAAUGAUUUUGUGGCUAUGAAUGACUGAAAAUAUACAGCAAGAAUAUUGUAUUCUUAAGUAAAAAAUGUAAAAUAGUUUUAAUUUACUGCAGUGGGUAUUUCAAGAAUAACAUUGCAUUGCAGUGUGUAACCAUUUUGUUGCACAGAACAAAAGAGAAAAAGGACUAAAAGCUUGCAAUAUCAACAUCUUAAUAAAAUAUACUUUAUAAUCAAUAAUGCAAAAAUCUAAUUCACAGGGUGGUAUUUUCACUGACUUAAAAAAAAACCUUUUAUGAAUUUAACCCAUUCUACAUUUAAUGCACUUUUGAUUGUCUAUUAAAAAUGUGACUUUUUAUAGAGGGGGAGGGGGGAGAAAGAGAGAGCGAGAGCGCAGGAGGGUGCAAUUUCAUCUGGCAGGUGAAUAACCUGAUAGGCAGCAGUUACAAUGCCAGGAUUCUCAGUUAUGUUUCAGAGUUCAUGGAGUUGAAGAGCACAUUCCUCUGGGAACUUUGCACUUGUGCAGAAGUAGUUCUUGGCAGAUUGUGUCCUGAUUAUAUAAUGCUAGAUGAAAAAUAUAGAGCAGGCAGCAACUAUGAUGUAAAACGACACCUAUGCAUAAUAAUGCAUUAACAAUUAGGGGCUUGCUUCUGUAUGUUUCAACUUUUUGAAUAAAUAGAAGAUUACUGUUUGGCCUUUAUGUUAAUGUCUUUAAGUACAUAAUUUUUUAUAAGUUGUAUAAAUAUACACAAAUUAAAGUGGUGUGAUUCCCGGUAUUCCAUGCGCUUUGAUAUCAACCACACUAACCUGAAGACACAUCUGUUUCUUUGAGGAAAUGCCCUUGAGUGAAAUUAGAUACAUUAUGCAGUUUUUGUAAAUCUUAUUUGCAACACCUGCCUCUGUAGUAACAAGGGCUUUGAUGGUGCAAAUGAUGGGCUCCACCAUUCAGGUAAUCUCCCUGAUAUUGUAGACUGGCACAAAUUGCCCUUAACUGCCUCAUCCUAAUAAUUUUACUUGGAGGUUAACUCCCAUUUGGCUCCAUGAAGCCAGUAUUGGAGCAUGUUACCCUUAGGGUUGUAUCCUUAAUUCAGCACCACAUGGCAGAUGGCUUCUGAAGGGAGCCCAUCGCUGGAUUUCCCAUUGGAAAUGGACAUGAUUGCCAGUGUGGGCUGGAGAUAGGAAUGUUUCAUGAAACACUGAACAGGGGAGACACUGAAAGGCGUGCCUUUCACAGAGCCUUUGGUGUGGGGCAACUUGGCAAAGAUGUUUAAACCAUGCCCAAUGCCAACGAAAGCCCAAAGCUGAAAGAAAAAGCACCAUGAGCAUUUCUCUCAACAUCUGAACCGUUUUAUACAUAUGCUGCUGGGAAUAAGACUUCUCCAAAACUGGCUGCUACUUUUUUGACCUAUUUGAUAUACUUAUCAUAAUUAACACACCCAUUGGUUUAAGAGAAAAUUGGACGACGUUUCUAAAAUAAUAUUCAAUAGAAUACUAAGGAAGCAAUUCUGCCUUUGCAGAUAAUACUGAAGGUCAAGCUACCCACAAUCUAUAUCAUGGGGACAAAGCAGGAGAAAGGCUUCGCUGUAGUCCCGGCAGGGCAGCCAUUAAUUGGUUGAAUGGGUGAUCUCCUUUGACCUGGCAUGGAGAGUUUCUAUGUGACCAUCAUCUUGUCAGAAACCUCUGCAUGUAAUACCAGAGACUCACUACGCAAAUCGAGAGUACAGGGCUCAGCUGGUUUUUUAAUUUGCUGGCAAAAUGCACCCCCCCCAAAGUUAACCACCAGAUUUGGGGUGGCAAAAGUAAAAGUAAUAAUAUUGGAGUCGGAACCAGCCUCUGAAUGUUUUGUCCGCACAUACCGUAUACAUAUCCUCCCUAAAACACUUAAGUAUCACCUAUGCUUCUCUCUCUCCCUCUAUGAUUUCAGCCUAGUUGUUGUACUGUCACAAAGUAGCAUGACCAAGAGGUAAGUUGGCACCAAAAAGUUGUCUAUUACCUCGACUUUCCACGUUCCCCUUCAAAUCAGCACUCCCCCAACCCCCUUCUGCCCCACAUACAUACGAUUGUAUGGAGCAGCAGGAUGCUUGCUGACAGCUCCCCACAUCCAAUCUCACUGCGAAUCUGGAAGAUGUGCGGGCUUCUUCUCCAUGCAGAGGUCACUCAACAUGCAGAAACUCUGCAAACAGCACCUUUCAUGGUUGCACUAAACGCUCAGGGCUAGGCCGUAAGGUACAAUUCUGUUCAUGCUAUGCACAUUCUUUACAGCAGUAGUGAGAAAGAGUGAAAUGACUUACAUCCAUAACGUGUGCCUCACUUUCUUCCUACCACCAUGGCCUUCUAACAGUUGGAAAAGAAGAGAAUCUGAUUUCCAUUACAUUACUCUGCAAGCAUCUGCACUGUUUUUGGUCACAUUUCCUAACUGCUUGAUGAUCUCCCAAGUAGAAUCACCUUAAAGCUAUCUGGCAAAGAUUAUAGCCUCAGACACAAAGAAGUAUAUUAAUGCCCCACAGCCUGGGAGAGUUCCAGUUGGACCAGGGAGGUAGAAGUACAUUGGAUCACAACUGCACCAUCUGGAAAUGAUUUGCGAACACUCUGAGGGCCUUAUAGUUCUGGGCAAAAGAACAGACAAUGAUUGUCAGUUAAACCUCAUUAAAGAAAAUAAUCUGAAAGUAUAGUAACUGUGAAGUGUGUUUUUUUAAUCAACCUUUAGGUAGACAAAGCUCUUCUAAAAGAUUUUUUUGCCAUUAGUUAAGGAGUUUGCACAGGUAAAAUAUUUACUGUCUAUUUAUUUAGUAGUAAGUGUACUCUUAAAGCAGAUUAUGUCAUUUCAUUAAAAUCCCUGCCUGUAAGAUAUACAGCAGGCAUCCCCAAACUCGGCCCUCCAGCUGUUUUGGGACUACAAUUCCCAUCACCCCUGACCACUGGUCCUGUUAGCUAGGGAUGAUGGGAGUUGUAGUUCCAAAAACAUCUGGAGGUCCGAGUUUGGGGGUGUCUGAUAUACAGCCUAUGAUUAUGUGAACCAAUUUUGGUUUAGGAGUUAAAUUCCCACAAAUACGUAUCUGGUAAGCAAGGUAUAUGGAAGGCCAAACAGAUCUAAUGGGGCUCUGUCUCUGCUGUUUUUCAGAAUAAAAAUGAUAGUCAUUUGGGGUGGAUAGGAUCUCCUCAGCAACAGCAGCUGUAAAUCCAAGUUUCUACUACUUGUAGCUUUCUUUGCUCCAUCAGUUCAUGUGUGUGGAAAAGCAUACCACCACCAGGCUUAAAAAAAACAUUCCGGGAUGUAUACAUAGCAACUGGCGCUGAAUUAGGACCCAUAGCUGCUCUGCUUCAGUUGGUUAGUGAAUUGUCCCAAAUACAUGAAACCCCUUGUCAAAGCUGGUGAUGAUGGUCUGCCAACAGGCAGCUUCCUGGCACAAUUAGGAAUCUGUUGACUGGGACCAAGGCCUUCAAAACAUUUAAUGCAUGUAUUUUUAAAGGGGGGUUGGGAAUCAGGGAUUGGGCUUUCUGUUCCUCAACUGACACCCUAUUAAAACAGUUAAUAGAGGGAUCACCUAAUUAUUGUUUUUGCUGCAAAAGACUUAAGAGUCUUGUGGCACUCUAGAGGCUAACAAUUUAUUAGACAAUUAUCGGUGAAGUGGACUGUAGCCCAGAAAUACUUACUUCAUAAUAUAAUUGUUAGGUAAAGAUAAAGGGAUCCCUGACCGUUAGGUCCAGUCGUGGACGACUCUGGGGUUGCAGUGCUCAUCUCGCUUUAUUGGCCGAGGGAGCCGGCGUACAGCUUCCGGGUCAUGUGGGUAGCAUGACUAAGCCGCUUCUGGCGAACCAGAGCAGCGCACGGAAAUGCCGUUUACCUUCCCGCCAGAGCAGUACCCAUUUAUCUACUUGCACUUUGACGUGCUUUCGAACUGCUAGGUUGGCAGGAGCAAGGACCUAGCAACGGGAGCUCACCCCGUCGCAGGGAUAAUUGUUAGUCAUAUCAUUUUAAAGUCAAUUCAGACCUAAUACUUUUCACAAGUUUGCGCUUUGGGCUGAGAGUCAUCAAUUACGUGGCAGGCAAAGUGAUGUGUUUGGAUACAGGAAGCAUAAUCUGAAUACUUCUGUUUAAGUAGUUCCAUCAAACCCAGAGGCAGAAGAAAACAAAUCCUUU